Molecule: messenger RNA, 10313 nt
Organism: Pangasianodon hypophthalmus (striped catfish)
Lineage: Eukaryota; Metazoa; Chordata; Actinopteri; Siluriformes; Pangasiidae
Gene: hivep1
Product: HIVEP zinc finger 1
Exons: 9
Coding region: 1762-9672 (2636 amino acids)
Biological process (GO): regulation of transcription by RNA polymerase II
Cellular component (GO): nucleus
Molecular function (GO): RNA polymerase II cis-regulatory region sequence-specific DNA binding; DNA-binding transcription factor activity, RNA polymerase II-specific
Source: RefSeq, a predicted model, not a curated record
AGGCUAUAAGGUGUUAGUUAGCUGGUGUUCAGUGUACAGUGUUAAUGGAGGCUAUAAGGUGUUAGUUAGCUGGUGUUCAGUGUACAGUGUUGUGUCCGUGGAGCAGCUCAGUCCUGCCCUCCGUAUCACUGCUUACAGGCUGUAAGACACUUAACACACCCUAUACCCCCAUUAACACAGUCGUUUGGCCAGAAAUGAAACGUUAGUGAAACCCAAACAAACAGCUGCUUCAGUUUUGCAGUGGAGCUGCAGGGCCUCAGUGCAAGUGGCUCAGGGCCUCAGCUGCGUUUGGGCUACGAGGAGGAAAGUGAUGCCAUCUGGCUCUUAUAUUUUGUCUUCUCUUCCUGAUCCUCACAGCCACGGUGGAUUAGAUCAGGUGGAUUAGAUCAGGUGGAUUAGAUCAGGUGGAUUAGAUCAGGUGGAUUAGAUCAGGUGUGUCAUUCUGACUGGACCCUGUAGUAGCUGCUCUCACAGUAGCUGCUUUGUGAUGAUGUUCGUAAAAGGUCUACGAAGUCAUCAUUAUGAUUUCAUAUUUAACCUUCCAAGUAUCCAAUGAAUAAGAUGUCACGUUCUGCCGUUACUAACGUUAUUUUAUUGUAAUCAUUUCCAGUGGAACUGUCCUGAAGAUGUUUUAUCGUAUUAAGAGGGUACGAUUAGUUGAUAGUAGAUUGUGCUUUAAACUAACUCGUGCCAUCGCUAUUCCUGCUGCUGUGUAGGAAUCUAACGCGUCACUCUUCUCAGCUGGACUGUACAGAUCACCUAGUGAUUUUAUUUAAUACAUUUCCUCAUCCCUCUGAUAUUAAUUCCUGGCCUGACCAAUCCCUGACGGGUUUCUAAAUCUUUUCAGAAGCGGGUCUGCCUUGCAGCGGGUAGGCGUUGGUUUUAACCCGGGUUUCAGCUCUGUGAGAUGUGAAGCUGCUGAACAGCGGCACGUGCAGAAUGCAGGCAGUCGCUACGCUACGGAUCUGCUGUGAAUGCUAGAUGUGUGAAAAUGUUCAGCAGUAGUGUACUAAGUGCCAUUCUUUUUUUCUUUCUUUUUUUUUUUGAAAUGAAACGAGGCUGUGUUUGACUCAUGGGUUGACACAUGCUUAGAUAGAAGAUGUAAACCUUUACACAUGCAGAUAGAAACCUGUCCUGCAGCCUUAGUGAGCACUAUCCCAUGGGCUGCAUAAGGCAGGUGUGUGUGUCUCAAUUGUACAUGACAUUCAACUAGCAUUCCCAAGAACAACAAGCAGCAGAGAUGAAAGCUGAGGUGGAGGCCAGGGCUCUCAUUUCUGAGUCGCACUUUCCAGCAUUCACCAGUAGAGGCAGACACUGAUAAGUCCACUCUUAGUUUGGCAUAUAGAUUAAAAUAAAAAGUGAGUGGCCACAGCAUCUAGAGCAAGACUGCACCACUAAAAAACUGUUCAUCUCAGACUUCCAAAUUUGCAAGUUUGCCAUCAGUAAUUAAAUGGGAAUUUUUUUUUUGGAGUUUUGCAAAGUUUAGUAAGUCAUAAAUGCAUAAAAUAUAUGUAUCAUUAAUCUGUUUGUCAUUUACUACCAUAAAUAAAUACACAAAUUUAUUCUAAAAAGUUAAAUUUUGUAAAAGCUUCAGUGCGCUGAAGGACUGCGGACUACGCUUGGACUAUGUUUGGGGACGCCACACUCUUUGUCUUGGCCAGGAGUUGGCCUCAGUGAAUUUCUGGUAACGUCAGCGUCCUAGCCAGCGUCCUGCCCUACAAUGUGUAAUUGAAGGAGCCAGACCAGACGGGAGAAAGAAAAAUGCCACGUACCAAGCAGAACAACCCCAAAAACCUAAAAGACAAGAUUGAGGAGGCACAGAAGGAGCUCAAAGAGCCCAGAGGUGCUCAAAAAGGCAGAAAUGAAAGUACAGGCAGAAGUUAUGAGAGCAUCAAAGGACUAAAGAGGAAAAAGGUUGUGGCUGAAAACCAACUGAAGAAGAUACCCAAGUCUCCAGUCAAGAAGCUGUCACAAACCAAGAAAUCUGUUUCACCUACAGACUGUGCUUUAUCAAAGGAAGCCACACCUGCCAGUUUAUUAUCCAAGAGCCCAGUACACAGUACCUCCAGAUCAGCCCAAGAUUCAGAAGAUGAUCAGCAGGAGACACUGGCAGACGAGGCAGUAAAAGUGGAGAACAAGGAUUUGACUACCUUACAGUCAGAGGCUCUUGUCCACCAAAAGAGUGCAGAUAAGACUUGUGUUGUACAGUCCAUGCUGGCCAAAAGCUGGAGUGAUAAAGUCAGCAACAAAGGCACAUCUGCCUCACACACAACUGCUCCUCUUGAAGUUUUGCUUAAGGCCAUGGAGCCAGACUUCAACACUUUAACAGAGAAGAAGAAUUGCAAUCCAAUUGGACAACUUGGGAAAGCCACCUCAGUUCCUGUUCCCCAGUCAGAUGCUGCCAUUACUAUGCCCUCAGUUAAUUUCAGUCCGCAUUCGCAGCCUGCAGUAAUGCAGUCAUAUGCUGCAGCUAAACCACCAUUCUACAACAGUGCAUCAACUGGAGUCCUAUCUGCUCAACAUCACUCCUCACAGCAGCACCUGACUAAGGCAGUUAAUUGCCAGCAUGACAAGCCAGGCCUUCAGAAGAGCUAUAGUGCAGGUCCAUCUUUUAACUUGACCUAUGCCCCAGUUCCCUCGGGAUCCAGUGCCCUGCCUCAAAGUCAGCCACCUAUAGUUCAGACAUGCCAGUCUCUCUCUGCCACUGUUCCCAACCCCAUCCAAGUUCCAGUCACACCAGGCUUUAACCCUGUCCAGGUGGCAACAGUUGUCAACUUUGGCAUGAAUCAAAUGUGUGAUGUCUCAACUAAGGAACAAAAAACAAAAAAGCAAGGAAAGUAUGUUUGUGAGUACUGCAACAGAGCAUGUGCAAAGCCUAGUGUAUUGUUGAAGCACAUACGAUCCCACACUGGGGAGAGACCAUAUCCUUGUGUGACAUGUGGCUUCUCAUUCAAAACAAAGAGCAACCUUUACAAGCAUAAAAAGUCUCAUGCCCAUGCAAUCAAACUAGGGCUUGUUUCAAAAGAUUCUGGAAGUGGGUCUCUAUCCCAAGAAUCUGACAAAGGCCUUGGUACCAAUUCAGAUGUAGAGGAAAGUGGUGAGAGUGAUGAGGAGGUGAAUACAGCUGAUUUGGACCCUGAGUCUUCACAGAGCAGCUUGACUGCUUUAUCUGAGAGCAGCUUGCACAGUUCAGGUACAGUGCCAGGCAGUCAAGGAGAUGCAGACCACCCUGUGAUGUAUGAAAAUAUCAAACCUUUGUCCAGUCAGAAGGGCUGCGAGCCCAAAGUAACUGCUGCUCUCCCCAAAGUCGUUGUUUACCCUGUCAAUGUUUCACCCUUGCGAGCAGACAGUCCAAGAGUUUCAGAUUCCAAUCCAGAGCAAGCGACAGCCCAAAGGCAAAGAGAUUUCCCAACAACAAGUCUAAGGUCCAAUGUAACUGUUCUGUCAUCACUGAAAGAGGUGGACUGCACAAGUCCCUUACAAGACUUCAUAAGUGAGGAUGAGAAUCAGCAGUGUAAGUCUCCAUCAGGGAGUGGACAUGCACAACUUCAGAGACAACAAGCAACUGACCAUUCUCAGCAGCCUCAGGGAAAAUGCCUGCUUAGCCCCCGAAGUCUAGGAAGUACUGAUUCUGGUUACUUUUCAAGAUCUGAAAGUGCAGAUCAAGCUAUGAGCCCUCCAAGCCCCUUUGUCAAGAUCACACCUCCAACAGAAAGUGAUCUGAAAAAUCCACAAGUUUUAUCUUCCCCAGUAGUGGCCACUGUCAUGCAUGUAGCAACCAGUGAAAAGCCUCCAGUUUUGCCAGGACAAAUGCGUCCCCCAUUGGAGACAAAAGCUCUUUCUUUAGAAGAGCGCAUCACAAAGUUAAUAUCAGACAAUGAAGCUGUUGUGGAUGCCAAGCAACUUGAUAGUGUCAAACCAAGACGUACAUCUCUUUCCAGAAGAGGUAGUAUAGACUCUCCCAAAUCAUACAUAUUUAAAGAUUCUUUUCAGUUUGAUCUAAAACCGGUAGUAAGACGGUCAAGUUCCAAUUCUGAUAUACCAAAGUCCCCCUUUACACCUACUGAUAAAUCCAAACCAAUAUUUCUUCUCUCUGUACCACCUCAAUAUCCAACUAUGGAUUGUUUACCAAUUACAAGAAGUAAUUCGGUGCCUACAACCCCUGGCCGGUCAGCUGUCCUCCCAAAUGCUACCCCUCAGCCCCAUCCUCUAAGGAUAUGCCAAUCAUUUGAUGACAAGAUUAGUUCACUAAAUGAUGAUGUCUUUUCUCCAGCACCUUCCACCCCAAAUCAAGUUGUACAUCGAACCUUAGUCAGGCAGAUAGCAGUUGAAGAUUUUUCCACAAAUGAGGGUCAUGUUCUCCUUUCUGUUCAUUCCAUGGAUGAAGGUCAUUUUGGAUCAAGCAUUACCCAUGAGACUCGAAGUAAGUCAUUUGAUCAUGCACCUGAAAGAACUCGAAAGACUCAACAAAGCAAAGGGACAACAUAUGAAUGUGAAACCUGUCGUAACCGGUAUCGAAAAUUAGAAAACUUUGAAAAUCACAAGAAGUUUUAUUGCUCUGAAUUGCAUGGUCCAAAAAACAAAACUGUGCCAGUCAGAGAUGCUGAGCCAGAGGUUUUUGCACGUGGAACACAACAAUCUGUUUUAAGCAGAAGUAACAUUAUUCCAAGCAUUGUGGAUCAACCAAUGAUAAGAAAAAGACGUAAAAUGAAAAGUGUUGGGGAUGAUGAGGACCAGUCUCCAACUGAAACUCCACCUCCAUGUUCAAGAAGUUUCGAUUCCUGCCAGAUGUCCAUGGGUUUUUCAGGAAAUUCCUAUACACAACACACACCCACUUCUAGUAACCCUCCUUCUGUAGGUCAAAUUCAGCUCGUUGCAAGAGGCAUUGAAGAGGCAAGAUUGUCUCCAAUACGUGAGAUCCAUAUCAGCACAUGCAGUAAAGAAAGAGCAGAACCUCAGAGACAAGGAAGUGGUACUUCAGUCAUCAGACACACUAACUCUCUCAGCCGACCAAAUUCCUUUGAAAUGUCAGAGUCUUUUGACCGAUCCUCUCCAGUUGAUUCUGUGGAAAAGGAUGCAAACAGCUCAGUAAAAAGGCAUGUUGAAAGUACAAUUAGUUCUUCUUUGCAAAGUUACCAUGAAAAAAUGUCAACCCCCAAAUGUCCUAAUCAAGGAAUGAAUGAACUUGAUAAGCAAACUUCAUCGGUUACUAGUGACAUCUGUACAUCUACCCAGUCUAGGUUGGUGCGCCAGAACAACAUUCAAGUUCCUGAAAUUCUUGUAACAGAAGAACCAGACAGAGAGCAUGAAGCCCAAGUGAGUGAAUCAACAGAAAAGCCUUCAGAAACAUUCAACUGGCCUCAGAGAAGUGAGAGCUUGUCUAAACUUCCAACUGAAAAACUCCCACCAAAAAAAAAGCGGAUACGGCUUGCUCAAAUGGAACACUCCUCAGGGGAAUCUAGCUUUGAGUCAAGUCUCUCACGUAGCCUAAGCCGAGACAGUAGCUUGUCAAGGUGCUCCAGUAUUUCAGCCUCAUUUGACAGAGAUGAUCCUCCAAGAUCAGACAGUCCAUCCAGGGUGGAAGGUGUUAGGAAACCACCAGAGAUUCAAGGGCUCCCUGUAGCAAGCAACACUCUAGGAAUACCAGGAAUGAUGAGACGGGCUGCCUCAGAGCAAAUCAGCUGUACUCAACAAUCUGUAGAAAUUUCUUGUGAUUAUCGUAGCAAAUCAUUUGACUGCAGUACCAUAUCUCCCAGCAGGUCCACAUCACCAAUGGUAACUACACUGCCAAAAAAUACACAGUGUACUCCAACUCCCCAAGUACCCCUUAUCGAAAGAAGAAGAGGACCCCUUGUACGUCAGAUGUCUUUGAAGAUUGGACCAGAAACACAACAACCAACAGGGAAACCAACAGUCUCACUCCAGAGAGGCCCCUCUACAAACAUUUUUUCUGUGCCCCAACAUAGAUCAUUAAAUGUUAAUAAACCUGUUUUGCUGCAUUCUGGGGAAUCACCCCUGAAGAAGAAUGUGAAAAUGGUUCAAAGUAUCAACCUCGGUAGCCAAACUCAACAACCCCAAAUUCAUGGUCUUCCCCACCCAUGGCACCAGACCUCAAAGCUUGACAAAUGUCAGGAGUCUCUGGUGCAUGUUGUGCAUGAUGAAGCUGAUAUUCAGAAGCCUGUUGAUGUGGAUCAUAUCAAGCACUUCGUACCCAAGUACCAGUUGCAGUAUCCAGUUUUGAAAACGGGUCAAGCACACUCGUUCACUAGUGUGCAGGGUGCACGAAUUACCUUGCCUGUUAUUACAAUACCAAUUGCAAAUGAGAUUAAAGUAUCAACGUUCAGCGAUGGUAUACAAAAUGCUUAUGAAACCCAACCAAGUCAGCAGAGUAUCUCUAACAGAGGAGUCUCAGUUGUUUUGCCCAUUGAUCCUGAAGUUGACACAGCUUCUCAGUCUUUUUCAGAACCUACUACAGUUCCACAGAUUCUCAUAACACAUGAACAUACACUACCUCCAUCAACAGUGGACUCCAAAGUGAACCUUUCAGAUGUGAAUAUAAAUGCAAAAAUUGGAUCAGACAGGCAAAAUGGAAGGUCACCUGGGUCAGUUGGCUCUCAAAUGAAGAAUAUUUUCCCAGCCAUUAGACAAAACCAUAUUGGUGAAAUCCAAAGUACAUCAUCUCCUGGUUCAUUACACUGCACUCAAAAACUGGUAUCAGUGAGCCUUUGUCCACAACAAGAGCCCACUGCCUCAAGUAAACGUAUGCUUUCUCCUGCCAACAGCCUGGACAUAGCCAUGGAGAAGACACAGAAACGGGCUAAGGAUGACCAUGGUGCUGCAUGUCUUACAGAUGGUCGAUCACUCAGUUACCUGAACUCAAAAAUGUCAGAGUUGACCAGACAGCGGAAGCUAAUGCUCGUUCGGCAGGUUUGCACCACUGAACCAGUAGACAGUCCAAUAGAAACAGAUGCCCCUGAGCAACUACCAGAAUGCACAGAACAUGAAAAAGAUAAUCAGGUAGAAAUUUGUCACACAAAGUGCGAUGUUGUUGAACAAGAAAUGGAGAGCAGGACACCUACCACAACUGUGCAGACAGUACCGGGAUCUAACACACAUUCCUCUCCAGGGAUGCAAAGCCAGUCUGGACCUGGAAACACAACACUGAAAUCACAGGACAAGCCUGAGGAGCAUCAAUGGUCUCCAGCUAAGUCUCAUGUGAGACCGCCAACAUUUCAGGGGCAAAUAAAAUUAGCUGCUUCUGUUUCAGUUGUGAACACACGAGACAGCCAUCGUCUGUCUUUCCCAAGUCUGAAAACAGCUACAACCUUUACUUGGUGUUUUCUGUUGAAAAGGAAACCUCUCCACAUUGAGCAGACAGAUCAGAGAAUCUCAGCCUACUCUACCUGGACAGUCAAACCCAAAAAUCCAAAUCCACUGGGUCUUCCCACCAAAGUGGUCAUGUCUCUUUUUGACUCCAAACAGAUCUCCAAGAAAAUACUGUAUACACAAGCUAUAACAACAAGCUUAAAAUCUGACAUAUUGACUUACUCUGGCAAACUGAAAGAGGUUUUGCCAAAGGUGUUGGACCAACAUAACACUUUGUUAAAUGAGAAUUGUGGCAAGGCAAAACCAGAGAGUCAGUCAAGCCAGGAGUUAGACACCUCCAAAGCAGAACCUCGACGGGUGAAGAUCUUUGAUGGAGGUUACAAAUCGAAUGAAGAAUAUGUGUAUGUAAGGGGUCGUGGAAGGGGUAAAUACAUCUGUGAGGAGUGUGGGAUCCGCUGUAAAAAGCCAAGCAUGCUGCGCAAACAUAUCCGCACGCACUCUGAUGUUCGCCCCUAUCAUUGCGCACAAUGCAAUUUCUCUUUCAAAACAAAAGGAAACCUUACAAAGCACAUGAAAUCCAAGGCCCAUAGUAAGAAGUGUAUGGAGAUGGGAGUUGCCAUUGGUGUUAUUGAGGACCACGAUACUGAAGACUCAGGAGGUGAUCACGGAAGAACAGGCAAUGCAGAUCGGCAAGAUUCAGAUGGUGAUGAUUCAGAUGGCCCCGAUGACGAGGAUAAUGAUGGCGAGGAGGAAGAUGAAGAGGACAGCCAGGCAGAGUCAGGCCUCUCUGCCACACCUUCAGUAUCUGCCAGCCCCCAGCAUCUCCCAUCAAGCCAGGCUGAUCCAGCACCAAGCUCCCUCCUAGCACAAAUGUCCAUCAGCCCAAACCCUAAUCCAACUCCUCUCCCUCAAAUUCCAGGAUCAAAGUCCCAGGCAUUAGACACUGAUUCAGUGGCCAUAACCAGCUCAGUGUCAUUGGUGAGACAGAUGUCAAGCUCUGCUGUUUGCUCUAGCCGUGGCCCUAGCCCCUCUUCCUUUGUCUCCUACCCAGCUCCUACCUCAGAAUCCAAUUCCUCUGACACAGAGUCUGUACACAUGAUGAGCCCAGUUUCACCCUGCAGACAGAUGUCCAUUGAUUAUCCUGACCCUGAUGUGCCUCCUAGUCCACCCGUGCCAAGCAAGAGCUCCUCGUCUGGUCAGGAUGAAUCAACCUCUAGUAAUUCCCAAUCCACAAAUGAAUCUAACUCCAAUGUUGACCGAAGCACCCAAACAAUUUCAGACUCCCUUCAGGGAUCUUUGCACUUUCCAUCUCUGGGUCCAGACCAUGAAUUGGGAGCUGGAGCCACUACUCGUCUCUUCAGCCACCUCCCAUUACACUCCCAGCAACCUACUCGCUCCCCUCACAGCAUGGUACCAGUUGGUGGUAUCCAACUGGUGCCUGCUGGAUUGGCUGCAUAUUCUACCUUUGUGCCCAUUCAGGCAGGGCCUGUCCAGCUCACCAUUCCAGCAGUAAGUGUUAUCCACCGACAGGCUAGCAGCCCCCUCCCAGUGUCCAACACCUCACCCCAGCCCCAGGGCUCACCUUGUCAGCCACUUGUGGUUCAGGAACCAAUCAAUAGUGUCCUGCCCUGCUUCCCACUCGGCCAGGUGGCAGGGCUUCAGACCCUCAGUGCUCCCCAGGCCACACUGCAGCCUGUUGGCAUGGAGACACUGAGUGUGGUGGGUUUAGCUAACUCCACCCAACUUGUGCCACAGCAAAGUCUUGCGCUAAAUGCAGCUCUGGGUGUGCAGGUGCUGGCAGCCAACCCAGCACCUCAGAGCAGCACAGCCUCCCCAGGUCAUAUUCCUGGCCUGCAAAUCCUCAACAUUGCCUUGCCUGCUCUUAUCCCUUCGCUCAGCCCACUUUCUGCUCUCAGCCCUUUGGUUCCAGACAAGCCAGGCAGUCCGGAAGGGGUGGCCUCAGUUUCCUUACCUACACAAGUAGCAGAGUCUCCCCCAGCAUCUUCCCCCUCUGGUAGCUUUCCUGCAGCCUGGCCAGCAGCAACACCUGUAGCAGUAGUUCCCGUAGCUGUAAAGCCCUUGGUGGAAAUGACCUCACCAAGCAAACCCACUAGAAGUGGAAAAGAUAUAGUGCUCAGCACAACAGAUGCAGAAAAGGCAAAAUCAACAGCACAAUCACAUGCCUCCUCUUCUACUGAGGGAGAAUCUGAGAGUGCACAAAAGGCACCAUCAGUGGAAGUUGGUGAGGCAAGACUGCCACGACAACCCAUCACCAAGCAACCAGUAACUGAUGACUUCAACAAUGCCUCCAGCGAUGAUGAAGACAGACUUGUCAUUGCUACCUGAGAGUUUCUUAACGGAAACUCAAUACUUCCUUCUUUCUGUUGAUCUCUCUAUCUGUCUGUCAAUUGCUUUAGCUCUUUUUUGUAAAACUUUGUCACUUUGUAAAAGUGAAAACACUUAAGGGGGUGUGCAACCUUGCCAGCCACCUAUAAAGCACACUUUCUGAUAUUCAUAAUUGUAUGUGCAAUCAUAAAUGAUGACCAAUUUUUUUUUUUUUUUUUUUUUUUUAACUUUUUUUUGGUCACCUCCAGAUAGUUUUGUUUUUCUUUUUGUACAUGUUGUACAGACACUUGUGCCUUUUCGGAGUUUGUUUAGAAACCUGUAAAUAUUAUCUUCCAAUUCUAGUAUUUGCCAUGCUUAAUUAGCCUAGAAGUAAUGGAACUAAGUCAGAAAAAAGAAUGGAGGGAUAUUCAUUUUAUUUUCAAAUGGUUGUCAAUGGUAAAUAAAUGUUGUACUGAUAUAUGAACAUUUAUAUGGCAUUUGGGGAAGUGUUUUGGUGUACAGAUGUUGUGUUCAUCUAUUUAUUAUAUUACAUCUAGUGCCCAGUUGAUCUCCAUAAGUCCAUAAGUAUGUGUAAAUGGUGACUUUUCAUGGAUGUAUCUACACAAUCAAAUGUAUCAGUAAAAAAUUUGUUUACAACUGUA